GGAUAUAAAUAUAUAAUUUUCAAUUUUCUCUAUAAAUUAUAAACCCUAAACCCAAAACAAAACAUAAAAUCCGAAAAACCCUAAACAUUCCCUCAAUUUUCUUUUCAUUCAGUCACAAAAAUUUGUUGAAAAUGCCACAACUACCAGAUCAUUUGGAAUUGAAGCGCACUCGCGUAUCCUGCAAAUUUGAUGCUCCUAACGACACUGAAUCAAUUGUAUAUGGAGGAGCAUUUGCUUCGCUUGGAAUCGAUAAUUCAAGUUUGGAUAGUUUUUUUGACGAUUUUAAAGUUGUAAUCAAUCGCCUUACUGAAGAUGAUAUUGAGUUUGAUAUGAUUGGUAUCAAUCCUGCUUUGGCUAAUGCUUUUCGUCGUAUUCUUAUUGCCGAGGUUCCCACAAUGGCCAUCGAGAAGGUUUUUAUAGCAAACAACACAUCAGUGUUAGCAGAUGAGGUUCUUGCACACAGAUUGGGGCUCAUUCCCAUCAAAGUUGACCCAAGGCUAUUUUCUUAUAAGUCAGAUAAGGAUGAACCAACCGAGGAAAAUACAAUUGUGUUUGGUCUUCAUGCUCGUUGUGAAAGAGGUAGCUCACGACGAUCAGUCAAAUCUGAAGAACUAAAAUGGCAGCCAGAUGGGAGUAAGUUUGCGUUGGAGUUAGAUGAUAAAGGAUCAAGUUCGACCUCAGCACCGAAAACUUACACAAAUUUUAAAUCUAGCCAGAAAAAUCGACCUGGACUUUCCGAAAAUCCAAUUCAACUCAAAUAUCCUGAUAUCACUAUUAGUAGGAUUGGCCCAGGACAUGAAAUCGAACUUGAAGCGCAUGCUGUCAAAGGGCAAGGAAGAGAUCAUGCAAAGUUUUCCCCUGUUGCCACUGCUUGGUACCAAAUGCUUCCUGAGGUUGUUCUUCUGCAAGAUAUUUAUGAUGAGACUGCAGAAAAAUUGGUAAAUAAAUGCCCAGCCAAUGUUUUUGAUAUAGAAGACACUCCAGCUGGUAGAAAAGCAACAGUUUCUAGACCUAGAGCCUGCACCGUCUGUAGAGAAUGCAUCCGUGAGGAAGGAUGGGAUAAUAAAGUGGCUGUUCGACGCAAGAAAGAUCAUUUUAUAUUCACUAUUGAAUCAACUGGAGCAUUGCCUCCUGAGGUGCUAUUUACUGAAGCUGUGAAGAUUUUGGAAGACAAGUGUGUGCGUGUCUUAAGUGAACUGUAACCUUGAAUCUAUGCUAACGAACAUUGCUUUCCAAAACGUAUGCCAUUCAAAUGGAAUCGUCAUCGAAAUUUCAAACCGUUAAUGAGUGUUUUAUGUUCGUCGACGAGUAUUGGAGGGCAGUUGCGACUCUAAAUUCUUUCCGUGUUUGAGAACGACAUAUCAGCUGUGUUAAAGGGGUCCUUUUUGGUUGUAAAUCUCUUCCCAACAUUUUUCUUUUAGUUUUUUGCAAGAUUAUUAGGAAAGGAUUGUUCCGUUUUUAUGACAUUGCUACUAAAUUAAGAAUUGAAAGACUACUUACAAAUCAACUUUUCACAGGUUAUGAUCAAACACAUUACAUGAGUUUUUUUUA
Amaranthus tricolor (Joseph's coat) is the source of this 1551-nucleotide messenger RNA. RefSeq lists its product as uncharacterized. Gene Ontology annotation, cellular component: RNA polymerase I complex; RNA polymerase III complex. Gene Ontology annotation, biological process: DNA-templated transcription. Lineage: Eukaryota; Viridiplantae; Streptophyta; Magnoliopsida; Caryophyllales; Amaranthaceae. The record is from RefSeq and is a predicted model, not a curated record. The transcript has 9 exons. Gene Ontology annotation, molecular function: protein dimerization activity; DNA binding. The coding region runs from base 132 to 1202 and encodes 356 amino acids.